AUGGCGACUUCUAAACUGUGGUCUUGUACCGAAACGGUGCUUAAUGGAGGUAUCAAAUUAUUCCUGUACUCGUCGAAAAACACUAAACUUCGUGUUGCCAUCGGAGAAGUUCCUGGUCCAAUGGUUCAUGGAGCUGUUUCUUUUGUCACUGAAGCUGAUUCGGAUGACGGCCUUCCCCAUACUUUGGAGCAUCUUGUUUUCAUGGGAAGCAAGAAAUAUCCAUUCAAAGGAGUUCUGGACGUUAUUGCUAAUCGCUGUCUGGCUGAUGGAACAAACGCGUGGACGGAUACCGAUCACACCGCUUACACCUUGAGCACGGUAGGAUCCGAUGGCUUCCUUAAAGUUCUCCCUGUCUAUAUAAACCAUCUACUUAGUCCUAUGCUCACUGCUUCGCAGUUUGCUACUGAAGUCCAUCAUAUCACCGGAGAAGGAAACGAUGCUGGAGUCGUCUAUUCAGAAAUGCAAGAUCACGAAUCUGAAAUGGAAUCGAUUAUGGAUCGAAAGACGAAAGAAGUCAUCUAUCCUCCAUUCAAUCCUUACGCAGUUGAUACUGGAGGUCGUUUGAAGAACCUACGCGAGUCGUGCACUCUUCAGAAAGUUCAAAGUUACCACAAGCGGUUUUAUCAUUUGUCAAACAUGGUUGUAACUGUUUGUGGGAUAGUCAAUCAUGAACAACUGCUGGAUAUCAUGAAUAGUGUCGAGAAUGAGCAUAUUGCCACCAACCCAGAGCAUUUCCCCAAACCAUUCGCCUUUACUCUACCGGAUAUCAAAGAAUCUACUGUGCAUAAAGUUGAGUGUCCAACUGACGAUGCAACAAGAGGAGCUGUGGAAAUCGCGUGGUUUGCUCAUCACCCAUCUGAUUUGGAUACCCACUCUUCACUUCAUGUUCUUUUUGAUUACUUAUCGAACACUUCUGUGUCUCCUGUUCAAAAAGAUUUUAUCCUCUUGGAAGAUCCACUCGCCAGUUCUGUUUCUUUCCAUAUCGCUGAAGGUGUGAAAUGUGACCUGCGCCUGAAUUUCACUGGUGUUCCUGUUGAAAAAUUAGAGACAGUCGCUCCUAAAUUCUUCGACAAGACUGUCCGUGAGCAUUUGGAAGAAUCCUACUGGGAUAUGGAACGCAUGGGCUAUCUUAUCGAUCAAACUAUCCUCAACGAACUUGUGAAAUUGGAAACAAAUGCUCCAAAAGAUAUUAUCUCUCAUAUCAUUGGUCACCAGCUGUUCGAUAAUGAAGAUGUUGAGCUUCUGAAAAAGAGAACAAAUGAAAUCGACUUCUUAAAAAAGUUGAAGUCCGAGCCAGCAUCAUAUUGGGUUCAACUUGUCAAAAAGUAUUUCACUUCCGCGAGUGCUACAGUGAUCGGAGUUCCAGACGAGGAACUUGUUGACAAGAUUGCAAAGGAAGAGGAAGAAAGAAUCGCUGCUCAAUGUGAAAAACUUGGAGAGGAAGGUCUCGAGAAGCACGGAAAACUUCUGGAAGAUGCGAUCAAGGAGAAUACGGCAAACCAGCCGAGCGCUGAGCUGUUGGAUCAAUUGAUUGUCAAGGAACUUGAAGCAUUUGAUCGUUUCCCAGUUCAGUCUCUCACUUCGGAGUCGCAAUCUCUCACUUCUCAACAGACAACUUUCCUUUCUCAGUUCCCGUUCCAUGCUAAUCUUCACAAUUGUCCGACUAAAUUUGUGGAGAUGUAUUUCCUCAUGGAUUCUUCUAAUCUCUCUAUUGAAGAUCGUAGUCUUCUGUAUCUCUACACUGAUCUUCUUUUUGAGUCUCCAGCAAUCAUCGAUGGAGUUCAUACAUCUGCAGAUGAUGUCGCAAAACUCUUCACCAAAGACCUUAUCGAUCACUCGAUUCAAGUUGGUGUCUCCGGACUUUAUGAUCGCUUUGUAAAUCUUCGAAUCAAAGUUGGAGCUGACAAAUAUCCACUUAUCGCUAAAUGGGCACAAAUCUUCACUCAAGGAAUCGUCUUCGAUGCUUCUCGAAUUCAAAUGUGCGCUCAGAAGCAAGCUGGUGAAGCUAGAGAUAGAAAAAGAGAUGGAUGUACUGUUGCAUCUACUGCUAUUGCUUCUUUGGUUUAUGAGAAGAAUACCAAUUGCUUCUUGUUCGAUGAGCUCGUCCUUGAAAAACUUCACGAGAAGAUUUCGAAGGAAGCUGCUAAGAAUCCCGAUGUCGUAAUUGAACAGCUCGAAAGAGUUCGUAGUUCUCUAUUCUCAAAUGGAGUUAAUGUUCAUUUUAUUGCUGAUGUUGAUAGCAUUGAUCCGAAAUUGAUGAGUUCUGAUCAAUGGAAUUGGGUUCAAUCUGAUUCAAGAUUCGGUCCAGGAGAUCGUUUCUCAGCUGAAGCCGGAGAGAAUGUUUCACUUGACCUCGGAAAAGAAUUGCUUGUGGGAGUUGGUGGAUCGGAGUCAUCAUUCAUCUAUCAAACCAGUUUCCUUGAUGCCAACUGGAAUUCAGAUGUUCUUAUUCCAACUAUGAUAUUCGGACAAUAUCUCUCGCAAUGUGAGGGACCACUUUGGCGUGCUAUUCGUGGAGAUGGUCUCGCUUACGGAGCCAACGUUUUUGUGAAGCCCGAUCGGAAGCAGAUCACAUUGAGUCUCUACAGAUGUGCUCAACCAGCAGUCGCCUAUGAGAGAACUAGAGAUAUUAUUCGCAAUAUUGUCGAGAGUGGUGAAAUUUCAGAGGCUGAGUUUGAGGGAGCCAAAAGAUCAACCGUUUUCGAAAUGAUGAAGAGAGAAGGAACUGUGAGCAGUGCUGCGAAAAUCAGUAUUCUGAAUAACUUCCGCCAGACACCUCAUCCAUAUAAUACUGAACUCUGUCGUCGAAUUUGGAACUUGACAUCUGAUGAAAUGGUGAAAAUAGGAGGACCCCCAAUGGCUCGUCUCUUCGACGAAAAAUGCUUCGUGCGUUCCAUCGUUGUCCAUCCGUCGAAAAUAAACGAGAUGAAGAAGGCUUUCCCAGGAUGUACCAAGAUCAAGGUGUCCGAUUUGCAAUUCGCCUGCUGA
Messenger RNA from Caenorhabditis remanei, 2988 nucleotides. RefSeq lists its product as uncharacterized. Gene Ontology annotation, molecular function: metal ion binding. Lineage: Eukaryota; Metazoa; Nematoda; Chromadorea; Rhabditida; Rhabditidae. The transcript is spliced from 7 exons. The record is from RefSeq and is a predicted model, not a curated record. Bases 1 to 2988 code for a protein of 995 amino acids.